AUGGACACGUGCGCGGAGUUUGGUCGACUGGAUCUUGUCACGUCGCUGCACAACGCCGGGCACUUUGCGGGCUCCUACGCAGCCAUGAUUAGGGCAGCAACCAACGGGCACUUGGCGGUCGUCCAGUUUCUCAAGACCCACCAGUACGACGACUGCGGCGAGCUCGUGAUGCAUGGCGCUGCAGGCCACGGGCAUCUGGACGUCGUCGUCUUCUUGCAUGAGCACUGCACUAAAGAGGAAUUUCGCCUUGCGCUGUUGUGGGCGUGCGCACGCGGUCACGUCGCUGUUGUGCGGUACCUGCACAGCGUCAUGCAUGCGUCAGUGCUUGAUACCCAGCCACAAUGGGCCGCGCGUCGUGGGCACUUGGAGGUCGUCCGCUACCUCCACGAAGAAGGACUCGGUCAAUGGACCUCCCACGUCAUGGACUUCGCCGCCGCCUCUGGCAACUGCGACCUCGUGGCCUUUCUGCACACGCACCGAAGCGAAGGCUGCUCGGCCGCUGCGAUGGACGGUGCUGUGGAGCACUGUCAUCUCGAGGUCGUGCGCUAUCUGUGUGAGGUGGUGCGUCGCACGUGUGUUUCUCCGUUGACGCUACAAAGAAGCUCGCCCGCCGUCCUCUUGUACCUCGACUCGAUUGGUGUCGAUGUCGUGGGCGCCCUCCGCAGCGCCUUAACUCGGCGGUUUGUUGCGCUCGCCGAGUACUUGACGUAUCUAAAGGCGCGUCCGUCAAGGUAG
Messenger RNA from Saprolegnia parasitica CBS 223.65, 735 nucleotides. RefSeq lists its product as hypothetical. Gene Ontology annotation, molecular function: protein binding. NCBI's taxonomy places the organism in Eukaryota, Oomycota, Saprolegniomycetes, Saprolegniales, Saprolegniaceae. Bases 1 to 735 code for a protein of 244 amino acids. The record is from RefSeq and is a predicted model, not a curated record. The transcript has a single exon.